This is a messenger RNA of Electrophorus electricus (electric eel), 4458 nucleotides long. RefSeq names its product endoplasmic reticulum metallopeptidase 1-like. Gene Ontology annotation, molecular function: metalloexopeptidase activity. The record is from RefSeq and is a predicted model, not a curated record. Gene Ontology annotation, biological process: proteolysis. NCBI's taxonomy places the organism in Eukaryota, Metazoa, Chordata, Actinopteri, Gymnotiformes, Gymnotidae.
AUACAUGCAACUGUUCAAGUGGAAAAGAAACUUUGAGCAGCUCCAUUUUGUGUAGAAUGAAAUAUACAUUUCUUAGGGAGAGAAACAUGCAACAGUGGAAAUGGAAAGUGAAAGUAUGCUGAGAAAAAAGUUAUUCGGCUCCAAAAGCAGUGCACUGCAAAAAUGCCGCGAUAUCCAAGACCAUCGAGGAAACAACGGCCGCGGGAGCGGGAAGAAAAAGCCUGAAGUCAGUUUGUUCUUGCUAAGCGAGGGAGUCGCGUUUGUUCUGCUGCUUGUAUUUAUCGGUCUGCUGUGUGGACUCGUCCGUUUAUCCUUACAGCAGCUCCUGAUAGGGAAGUCCACUGGCGAAUUCAACGCAGUGAGGGCUCGGAAACACCUGGAACGCAUCACAGAUGUGGGCCCGCGGCCUGUGGGCAGCGUGGAGAACGAGGUCCUGACUGUGAAUUACCUGCUGGAGCAGGUGGAACAGAUUCGCAGUGAGAGUAUAGCAGGGCCUCAUGCCAUCACGCUCGACCUGCAGCGACCCACUGGCUCCUUCAGCAUCAAAAACGUCAUCAGCUACUACGACCGCAUCACCAACAUCGCUGUCAGGCUCGAACCCAAAGAUGGAGCACAGCACUUUAUGCUGGCCAACUGCCAUUUUGACAGUGUGGCCAACAGCCCAGGGGCGAGUGAUGAUGCGGUCAGCUGUGCUGUAAUGCUGGAGGUCCUGCGCUCCCUGGCCAGUCUCUCAUCUCCUCUGACACACGGCGUCAUCUUCCUCUUCAAUGGAGCGGAGGAGAACGUCCUCCAGGCGAGUCAUGGGUUCAUCACCCAGCACCCGUGGGCGAAGCAGGUGAAGGCGUUCGUGAAUCUGGAGGCCGCUGGUGUUGGAGGAAAGGAGGUGGUGUUUCAGACAGGUCCAGAGAACCCCUGGUUGGUGCAAGCUUAUGUCCACGCUGCUGUACACCCCUUCGCCUCAGUUGUGGGACAGGAGAUUUUUCAGAGUGGGAUUAUUCCUUCUGAAACGGACUUCCGUAUCUACAGGGACUUUGGCAACAUUCCGGGGAUUGACUUGGCGUUCAUAGAGAAUGGGUUCCUCUACCACACCAAAUAUGACACCGCCGACCGCAUCCUAACAGACUCCAUCCAGAGAGCAGGAGACAACAUCCUGGCUCUUCUCAAACACCUGCUCAUGUCAGAGAAACUGGCAGACUCUUCAGAGUAUCGCCAUGGCAACAUGGUGUUUUUCGAUGUGCUGGGUGUGGUGGCGGUGGCCUACCCAGCACGAGUGGGCACCAUCAUCAACUACAUGGCUGUCAUGGCGACCUUCCUAUACCUGGCCAAGAAGAACAAGGGAAAAUGUGGGCACUACCUGCGGGACCUGGCGCUGGGUUCGUGUGUGGCUCUGCUCAGCUGGUUCGCCACACUGCUGUCUGUGCUCAUCGUAGCUCUGGUUCUCACUCUGGCCGGCUGCUCCAUGUUCUGGUACAGCCACUUCAGUGUCGCCAUCGCCCUGUACGGGUCUGCUGCUGCCGCCAAGAUCCUUCUCGUCCACACACUCGCCAAGAACCUCUACUACGGGGGUGUGCGUAGAGUGGAGCUGGGUGAAUUGUUCUUUGAUGUUAGUCUGCUCCUGUGGUGCUGUGUGCUGCUCUGUCUCACCCUGCGGGGACUGUGCUCUGCAUAUGUGCCCAUGCUGAUGGUGGCCUUCCCUUUGGCCACCAAGCUCCUCCUCAGCAGCCACUUCAGAUGCCGAGGUGCGUCCGUGCCCUAUGCCGUGCUGUACCUGCUGGGUCUGACUCUGCCCUACGUCCAUCUCAUGUUCCUCAUCUGGGUCGUGUUUGAGAUCUUCUGCCCCAUCUUGGGCCGCAGUGGCACCAAAAUCCCCCCUGAGGUGGUGCUUGCCUGCCUUGUCACCCUGGCAAUCAUCUUACUCUCCUCCUACUUUAUGCACUUCAUCUACCUGGCGCGUAGUUCGAGACGUGUGCUGACCAUUCUGGGGUCCCUCUUUGCUGUGAUGCUCCUCCUGGUCUCCAGUGGCCUGAUCUUCCCAUACUCAUCUGACCCAGACAGGCCCCGCCCUAAACGCAUCAUCAUCCAGCACACCACACGGACGUUCCACACUUUAAAUGGCUUGGUGGAGCAUGAGGACUCUGGCCUGUGGAUCAACAGCUGCGACUAUACAGGCAUGAGCUAUAUCACUCCUCACAUCCCAGAGAUCAAUGACACCAUCCGCACUCAACGUCAUGAUGACCUGCCCUUCGGUGGCUUUCCUGGGUACUUGCCUCUUCCAUUCCUCAUUAAGAAAAGCUGGUAUUUGCCAGUCCCUGCAGCGUCCCCUAAAUCUCCACUUGAAUUCAGACUGGUUUCAAAACAGGUGACUGAAUGGGGGACAAUAAAGAUGAGCUUUGAAGCUAAAGGGCCCAGCCACAUGUCUCUGUACCUGCGUCCCAACACUGGGGUCUCCCUCUCCAGCUGGUCGUUUGGCAACAACACCCCUCAGUCGAACUUCAUAUUCUACUCCCACGGCCUAGGCGCUCCUGCAUGGCAUUUCUGGCUUGAGAUUCAGCCGCCUUCCGAACCCUCGGCCGAGAAGGGGCUCAUCUCCGUAGCUGUCUCAUGCCACUACUUCGGAGAGGCCCACCGGACCCCUCAGCUGGAUGCUCUGUUGGGGAGGUUCCCAGCGUGGUCUUUCCCGUCCUCUUGGGUCAGCUCCUACCACAUGUUCCGAUACUGACAUGCCGCUUGGCGCUCUGGACCCUGAAAAUGUGUGUGUGUGUGCACUCUUACACAUGUGCAUAAACUCAUCUAGAGUGACUGCAGUCCCCCCCAACACAUGUCUCUGCGAAGCCAAGCCCUCACUGGGCUUAUUGAACACCAGUCUUCUAGCAGGGUCGGACUUUUCUUAAGCUUUAUAUCUGGGUGCAUUCUUUCUGUUUUACCUUCAACUUACCUUUAAUCUCAUUUCUGUUUCUUGCCUCUCUUGUUUUCUCCUCUUCCUUUGAUUUUUCCUUUCUUACAGCAUCCCAACAUCUUCCUUCCCAACUAGUCCCACUCAUAUUUACACAUACUAGUUCAAAAAUGAACCUCAUUACAACAGGGAGCCUGUCUGUGGUAUUAGAAUGUGCUGCAUGCCUUGAGGUGACCUGAAGGGGGCACUAAUCUCACGUUCUGCAGUAUUUACCUCCACAAAAAACACAAAGUACUUGAUGCAAGCACUUUAUUUAUGUGGCUGUAGAAGCCUCUCCGCACUAGACAGACAUCAUGGGCAAAAUUUAACAAUCAUGUCAAACAGGAAUUCAACUAAUAUGUUAAAACCUUUGUUUUAUUAGCAUAGAUAUUCUGCUUCACAAUGAUCUGAAGCUGUAUUUGGAAUAUCAGAUUAAUGGGAAAUUUUACAAUACCCAUAGCUCUUAAUCAUCACCACAAUGACAUUAAGAUUUGAAUUGUCUUUGGUGAUUUAAAUCCCUUUAAAUAGUACAGGGGUGUGAAAGGUGGAAGUUUUAUUUAUUUAUUUUUUUUUUUUAAAUUUAGAAAUAAUUUGAAAAUCUUUGUUAUAUUUUUGGGAUUGCUUGGCUAUCUACCUGGAUAGUGACUGUACUGUUUUAGUCUUUUUCACUACCUCACGAAGUGUGAGUUUUUAUUCCAUGUUUUUAUUGUUAAUUGGUUUGUGUGCUGCUAAUUGUGUUUAGGAAUCUUUUUUUCUGAAAAGGACAAGUGAUGACUGUAGAUGCCUUGUGGUGUUUCAUACAUAUUUUGGUCACUGUAUUUUAAAACUGAAGGUUGGUUCAAGUUUUUUUGAGAGUUUACAGAGGGAAAGAAAGGUAGAGAGAUUUCAAAUUUAAACUUUUUCCUCCUCUACAAUUCCAAAAACACUUUGCUUUCACAGUUGAUGAAGGGCCUCUGGAAACCUUGUAUACAUCACUAUAAUUUGGAAUAUCCCUAGACAGUCCACUUACAACAGUCCACUUACUGCAGUCCACUUAUUGCAGUCCCCUAGUACAGUCCACUUAGUACAGUCCACUUACUGCAGUCCACUUACUGCAGUCCACUUAUUGCAGUCCCCUAGUACAGUCCACUUAGUACAGUCCCCUUACUGCAGUCCACUUAUUGCAGUCCCCUACUACAGUCCACUUAGUACAGUCCCCUUACUGCAGUCCACUUACUACAGUCCCCUACUACAGUCCACUUACUGCAGUCCACUUAUUGCAGUCCCCUACUACAGUCCACUUACUACAGUCCCCUACUACAGUCCACUUACUGCAGUCCACUUAUUGCAGUCCCCUACUACAGUCCACUUACUACAGUCCCCUACUACAGUCCACUUACUGCAGUCCACUUAUUGCAGUCCCUUACUACAGUCCACUUACUACAGUCCACUUCAGCUACUCAACUGGAAUCUUUUUCUUUGAAUGUCACUCAAAAUUGAUCCUGAUCUGGUAUUUUUUUAAUAAUAAAAAAAACUAUGGCACUGUA